GGGAGGGAUCUAGAGAUGCAGUAUAUCUGGAUUUGACAAAACCAUCGCCUAGACGAUAGAAAAACGUAUGUUUUUCAGCAUUUAACGCAUUAUUUAAUUACAUUUAAAUGAGCUGCUCUUUUGUGAGGAAAGGUAUGGCAAGCAUAGGACUGGCCGUUAACGUCGCACACUCGGAAGAAAAGACUGUUUUUACACAACUAAAGCCGGUGAGGUUGCCCGGGGGGGACGGCGCAGAGGAGUCUGUGUUUGAGGAAGUCAAACCUCCAGCGAGAAUUCCAGCGAACCCGCUGGAGAUGUCCCAGACGCAGUUGGAGAUGGGGAAGUACCUGUCCCAGAUGGGACAGUUGUCCCACCCCCCCGCCAUGUUGGCCCCCCUGGUGACAGACAGGAAGUACCGACGGGACAGUGCGUCGGUGGUGGACGAGUAUUUCUCCGAGGAGAAACCCACUCCCUACAGCGUGAACAUCAACCUGAUCCUGCCCAACACCACACACCUGCGCACGGGCCUGUACCGGCCCAGCAAGCCCCUGCUGCAGCACAUCAAAGCCGAGCCGGGUCUGGACCUCCCCUGCUCCAUCCAGACGCUCCCCGACUUCACCUCGGUGUUCAGCGUCCCGCAGACGGUCAACAGCCUGUUCGUGAAGCCGGACGUGUCGGCCAGCGACCUGCAGAUCGGCCCCCAGCAGCCGCAGGUCUACCAGCUGCCAAUCAGCAGCGCCGACCUCACAAUGCCCCUGUCCAGCAGCCAAUCGGAGAGCGGCGGCGCCGGGGGCGGGGGCAGCAGAACCAUGCACAACCUCAGCAGCGUGGCCAUGACGACGGGCGCGGCCGGCUUCAUCAUGCCCGAGCAGUUCUCCCGCCCCCAGCCCCACAGCCUGCCCCCCUCCCCCCCCAACUCGCAGCCCGGGAGCCCUGACAACCAGCCCGACCUGGGGAGCGCCAUGUCGCCCCCGCCGCCCUACCUGCCCCAGCACCUGCACCGCCAGGCCCUGCUGCUGGCCCACGGCCAGGGCAUCCUCACCGGGCCCCGCUACAACCGCCGGAACAACCCCGAGCUGGAGAAGCGCCGCAUCCACCACUGCGACUUCCAGGGGUGCACCAAGGUUUACACAAAGAGUUCGCACUUGAAAGCACAUCAAAGAACACACACAGGUGAGAAGCCGUACCGCUGUACCUGGGACGGCUGUGACUGGCGUUUCGCCCGUUCAGACGAGCUGACACGUCACUACCGCAAGCACACCGGCGCCAAGCCCUUCAAAUGCAUCGCCUGCAGCCGCUGUUUCUCCCGCUCUGACCACCUGGCCCUGCACAUGAAGCGCCACCAGAACUAGCCCCCCCGCCUGGCCCUGCACAUGAAGCGCCACCAGAACUAGC
Molecule: messenger RNA, 1374 nt
Organism: Conger conger (European conger)
Lineage: Eukaryota; Metazoa; Chordata; Actinopteri; Anguilliformes; Congridae
Gene: klf5l
Product: Kruppel like factor 5 like
Exons: 4
Coding region: 108-1331 (407 amino acids)
Biological process (GO): regulation of transcription by RNA polymerase II
Molecular function (GO): RNA polymerase II cis-regulatory region sequence-specific DNA binding; DNA-binding transcription factor activity, RNA polymerase II-specific
Source: RefSeq, a predicted model, not a curated record